UGUUUUUAAUCGUCCGUCUAGCUAUACCUGUCACUAAUCCCCCGGCGCUGCGUGUCGUCGGAGUACUCCUCCUUCCCCGUGUCCAUGCGAAGGAGGAGUUUAACCCCACAUUGCCUGGGAGGAGUGCGCAGUCUCCUGGCGCUCCGUCCCGGGAACACUUGGUCUGCAAACGGAGGAGUCGUGGAAGUGCGGUCCGAGAAAGCCCGAUAUUUAUGCCUCCGUUAAACGCCACAGCGUCAUAUUUAGCGGUGGCGAAGAGGGGCACGCGUGAAUACUGAGAAAAUGGUGUUUUAUCACAGGAAACAGUAGCCGGAUGAGCCUGACGACGGAGGAAUUAGUUUAUUUUGAGAAAUGAGGCGGAGAGAGGCGUGCAUAGGACCUCCAAUCUGAGACAAGACUUUCUGACAGGCAGAGAUGGGAAAUUCAGAGAGUCAGUACAGCAUCCAGGGCCCCAAAGGCACCAGCUUUGUCUUCCCCGGGAAACAAAAGCCAUAUUCACUGAAGUUCCGUUCAGCCAAAGACGACACUUUGUCACCCCAUACAUGGUGGAAAAGCACCUCUUUAGGCUCAGGGUACAAGGCCAGGUGUGUUGGCCGUGGCUGUUUGUCCCCUACUAAAAGCCGACAGCCUUAUUCUACUCGGCACUAUGACUAUGUAUCCAGGGGAGCGAGAAGCAGCCCAAGUGACCAUCGGUGGCAUCGGUCCCCAGGAUGUGGUAUACGAAGGCGUCAUAUGUCAGAUGAGUACGAAAACAAUCCGUAUGGGGCUGAAUUCAAUGGGCACACCCUGAAUGGACACAGUGAUGAACAUGAGGUUUUAGAGGAACAGAGCAGCCCACGGGUGGUGAUCAAGAAGGAUGGCAGUCUCAGGGUGGAGUUCACCAACACCUCCGUAAAUCCCCUCCUCCUGGACGAGGCCUCUGGCCCUGUACAACUCCUUAAGUUCUCUCCCAACCUGGAGUCCGCCUCCACUCCCAGUCUGCCCGGUUCCAGUGGUAGUAGGCAGGAUGGCCACCGCAGCGGUCCCCCAGCAACCUCUACUUCCUCCACAGCCAGGACCAGCAAGGGAAGCUCACUGAGCUCUGAUGGCUCAUGGUAUGACUCCCCCUGGGGGCCCAGCACAGAGGUGUGUGAGCAGGACCAACCCUGCUCUGCCAGUAGGACUCUAGUUCACUCCCCCAUCCACCAGCUUCACUCAUUCACUGAACAAUCUCCCCCUGUGUCUAUCACAGACCUCUACAGGGACUCCACAAUGGCUGCUACCUUUCCCACAGCCAGGGACCUGUCCUCCCAGUUACAGGAGCCUUCACCAGGCCAGAGGCCACACCGAGCCUCCUUUGCAUCCGUCCUGGAUGUGCCCUUGGAGGAAGCUUGCCCUGAGGUUCUGCAAUACUCAUCAUAUACCCUGCCCUGUCGCAGGCCCAAAGCCCACACCAUGAGCGAGGGCCUGGAUCAGUACCCUAACCAGGAACAGCACCAGGAGCAGGGUGUCCCAGAUUGUGUCUUCCACAAAAAAGACUCUAUCAAAAACCGCAUGCGACGCUUCAGUGACUGGACAGGCAGCCUCAGCCGCAAGAAGAGGAAGUCUCAGGAAACCAGGUACAAGGACCUGAACGAUGCUUUUGACAGUGGAGUUGAUGGCCUGACUGCAGACACCAGCUCCCCCUCUCAGGUCUCUAGCCUCCUGUGGUUCUCAGGAACCUCCAGGGCCCAAUCUUCAGGAGCCAUUCACCAAACAACCAGCGACGCCCUCCGCCAGAACAUUUAUGAGAACUUCAUGAGGGAGUUGGAGAUGGGCACCGGACAGGGAGGGGGAGGAGGCGAGAGAAGAGACCCGUCCACUGGCACUGAAGAGGGGGAGAGCAGCAGCGAGUCGGCAGAGGGCUCCCUAGAGCAGCUGGACCUACUGUUUGAAAAGGAGCAGGGGGUGGUCAGACGGGCUGGCUGGCUUUCUUUUAAACCCCUUGUCACCCUUCACAAGGACAGGAAGCUUGAGCUGGUGACCCGCCGCAAGUGGAAGCAAUACUGGGUGACCCUUAAAGGAUGUACGUUGCUGUUCUAUGAGACUUAUGGUAAAGGCUCUCCGGAGACGGAGCUGUCGCCUCGCUACGCUCUCUUGGCUGAGGACAGCAUUGUCCAGGCGGUUCCUGAGCACCCCAAAAAGGAAAAUGUCUUCUGCCUUAGCAAUUCAUACGGAGACGUCUACCUCUUUCAGGCCAGCAACCAGACCGACCUGGAGAACUGGGUGACAGCCAUCCACUCUGCCAGUGCUUCACUGCUGGCCAAGCGCCAGGGGAAGGAGGAUACAGUGCGUCUGCUGCGGAGCCAGGUCCGAGGCCUGCUGCAGAAGAUCGACAUGGACGGGAAGAUGAAGAAGAUGGCUGAGCUGCAACUGACUGUAGUCAACGACCCAAAGAACCGCAAAGCUAUUGAGAACCAGAUCCAGCAGUGGGAGCAGAAUCUGGAGAGGUUCAACAUGGACCUCUUCAGGAUGCGCUGUUACCUGGCCAGUCUACAGGGUGGAGAGCUGCCCAACCCAAAGAGCCUGCUAGCUAUCGCCAGCCGCCCCACCAAAACCACCCUCGGACGCCUUGGGAUCUUCUCUGUCUCCUCCUUCCAUGCACUGAUCUGUUCCAGAGAUGAGGCCACACUCAGGAGACGCUCAUUGUCCGUGACUUAUAGACAGCGCAAGAGAGGUCUUUUCUCCUCGCUCAAAGGCCUCGACAACCUAACAAAGAGAGGACGGGACAAGAGACCCUCUGCAUCACAGAUCUUUGAGAGCGACGCUGGAGGUCAAACCUUCGCCCUGCCUCCCAGGAGCACAGAGAGGCUGGACUUGCUGACCAAUAUCUACUCCAUGUCGCCCCCCGAGGGCGUUGUGUGGGACAGCAUCAGUUGUGCCACAGACGUGCUGACGUGUGUCUACAUGCCAGACGGCCUGACAGUCCAAGUUCCCGUCAAGAGAGACCAGACAGCCGCCGACCUUCUCUCUGCAGCCUGCAAGGUGAAACAGCUGGACCUAGGCCUGCACUGCCUCCGACUGCACAGGCGAGCGGGGCAGGGGGUGGAGGUUCGAUACGUGGCUCCUGGAGAGCUCCUCCGCGAUAUGGUCAACGAUCAGUUGGAGGUUUUCCCAGUUAAUGUGUUUACACUGCACAUGAGCAGGCCGAGCGGCAUUGGAGACUUUGGUUUUGCAGUAACAGGACACAUAGACAGCCAAAAGAAAAGCCGCAUCUUCGUCAGUGAGGUUCUUCCUGAUGGACUGGCCCUCAAUGAAGGUCUGCGUCCAGGUGAUGAGAUCCUGGUACUGAACGGUCAGUGUGUGUCGGGUCUGGACCUGUCGCUGAUCCAGACGUUGUUUGCUGAACAAACCCUGCACCUGAGCCUGAGGCGGGACGGUCCCCUGCCGCCAACUGUGGCCUCCAACCACCAGGCCCCUCCUGCCAAACUCAACCUUGAGGUUCGCAGCAAGCACCACCGAGCCAAGUCUUCCUCAGACGUGUGUACUGCAGCUGAUGGUGUUAAGUCCCUGUGCAUAGGACUGGAGAAUGGUCACUCCCACUGCGCAAACAGGCCUGUUCAGCACAGCAAGAGCGUGGACACAGUGUGCACACUCUACCAGUCCUUCCAGGAAGGGACGGGCUCAGGCCCUGGGGGUCUGAUGGAGGACGCCAAGGAACCUCGGAUGAGGCAGGGAGGGGAGUUGGGGUCAGGUCCCACGGGAGAGGCCACCCUGCUCAGACCUUGCCCCAAGCACAUGAGUGCCACUGAGAGGUUACGAAAGGUCAUCCAGGAGCUGGUGGACACAGAGAAAUCCUAUGUUAAGGACCUGGCCUGUUUGUUUGAGAUCUACCUGAAACCCCUGCAGAAUGAAACCUUCCUCACACUGGACGAGAUGGAGAGUCUGUUUGGCAGCCUGCCAGAGAUGUUGGAGUUCCAGAGGGUCUUCCUGCAGACGCUAGAGGAGAGGAUUGCCUCCUCGCCCGACUUCAGCACCCUGGAGACCCCCUCACAGUUCAAGAAGCUGCUGUUUUCUCUUGGGGGGUCGUUCCUCUACUACGCCGACCACUUCAAGCUCUACAGCGGCUUCUGUGCCAACCACAUCAAGGUCCAGAAGGUCCUGGAGAGAGCUAAGACGGAUCAGGCCUUCAAGGAAUUCCUGGAUGCGAGGAACCCCACCAAGCAGCACUCAUCCACCCUGGAGUCCUACCUGAUUAAACCGGUGCAGAGGGUGCUUAAGUACCCCCUGCUGCUCCGGGAGCUGGUCUCUCUCACUGAUGCCGAUAGCGAGGAGCACUACCACCUCACUGAGGCUCUGAAAGCCAUGGAGAAGGUGGCCAGCCACAUCAAUGAGAUGCAGAAGAUCUACGAGGAUUACGGCGCUGUGUUUGAUCAGCUAGUUGCUGAGCAGACUGGCCAUGAUAAGGAGGUCACAGAGAUCUCGAUGGGAGAGUUUCUCAUGCAUUCCUCCGUGGUCUGGCUCAACCCGCAUCCAUCGCUGGGUCGUAUGAGAAAAGACCCCGAAAUGACCGUGUUUGUGUUCAAGAAAGCGGUGAUAUUGGUCUACAGGGAAAACAACAAGCUGAAAAAGAAGAUUGCCAACCCUCGUUCGGCACUCUCUCACGGAGAUUCAGACCCUUUUAAGUUCCGCUGGCUCAUCCCGCUCUCUGCGCUGCAGGUCAGACUGGGAAAUACUGCAGCAGGACCUGGCACGGAAAGCAGCUGCAUCUGGGAGCUGAUUCACUCCAGGUCUGAAGUGAAAGGGAGACCCGAAACCAUCUUCCAGCUGUGUAGCAGUGUGCCAGAGAGCAAGGUCAGCAUCAUCAAGGUGAUCCGCGCCAUCCUCAGGGAGAGCGUGAGGAGGAACAUGAAGAGCGAGGGCACGCAGGAGAGGAGCUGCAAGGAGCGCCUGGCCCCCCUGCGCACUACCCUGCCCUCCUCCGCCAGGCUAGGUUCCUCCAGGGCCUCCUGGUUGUGUAAGCAGCCACUUGGAGAUCUGUCCGCCCAGGCUGGGAAUCCCAAGCUGGGGCCAGACUCAGAUGAAGGAAGCCUGAGCAGCGGAACCUACAGCUUAUCUGGCGCUCCUCCGCCCUGCACCCCCUCUGACUCGCAAAUCCUCCCUGUCCAGCAGAACUGGCCUCAGACCCCGGGGUCCAAUUCACAGCCCCGCCCCGCCUCUGUCAAAGAGUCCGAUAUUUUAAGUGAUGAGGAUGAUGACGGCUUUAGUGAGGGGGGAACGAGGAGGGACAGUGGAGACAGCAGCUCCCCAACUAGCGCCAUUGAGGCUCAAUUCCUUCAGCUUAAACUCUCAGAGGACGCUGUCUCAAAAUGUGCACCGGCACCCUGUGUUCAACCUGAGGGGGUCGGGGACACUCCCGAGACCCAACCCAAGCUGAUGCGGGGACACUUCAGUGCUGUUAAGAGGAAACCCGGCAGUUUCAGGAGGAGUCAGGGUGGACUGUUGAACAUGAAGGAGCACAGCAGGUCACUGGACAGCCAGACGGACGCAGUAUCAUCACCAGGGGUUGUGGACCUCAACGUGUUGCUGGAGAGAGAGUUUAGUGUUCAAAGCCUGACGUCUGUAGUCAAUGAGGACUGUUUCUAUGACCCAGCUGAGAGCUGCGCCACUGACUCUGGAAAUGCCACCUCCUCCUAGGGGCUGGGACGGACGAGACUUUACUGUACCUGGGCCACAGGUUAGUGGUCAUAAAAGUCAGACCCGAGCCCAUUAGUCACAACAGGACAAACCCGUCGUUCACUGCAGGCUCUGCCAGGGUGGCUGUGAAGCUGUGCCUCCCUUCAAAAAGACAGUUCAGUAAGCCACACACCUGCCCGCUAAAGGCUAGGUUUAAGCCAUGUAUUCUAACGAAAACCUGUUGGCUGACGGACUCAGUUUUUUUUCCCCCUAGAGAGGCGAAGCGAGGUGAUUUCUGUCACAGCGACGAUGACUGCAAUGAAUCUGCCAAGCACUGAUGCGUCCCGGCGAUCUCCUCAGCUCUCUGGGCUUUGCCUCCUCCCCACAAACCGUCUGAGUGACGCAUUCCAUCCACGUGUCCCCUGCAGCUCAUGCCGAUUGGAAGCUUUUAUUCAUUCCUUGACCUUUUCAAGAAGUAGAGAGUUGAAAGUUGAAAGAGGGGGACAAGUCCACAGUAUAUAUAUAUAUAUAUAUAUAUAUAUAUUACAUAUAUAAUACAUGUCCACGGGAAACUGAGAUAGAAUGAGUUUUUCAGACGGCCACAUUGGCGCUUUGCGACAGUUAUGGCACAGCAGGUUUUCUGAAAAUUGUAUUUUCGUCAGAAAUUAAAUGAAAGGAGGCACUGAGUAAAAGCUAUCACAGACUAACAAGAGCGACACAAAGAGCUGUGGCAGAGAGGACAUUGGCUUAAAUGAACGGGAAGUAGACUGACUUUCGUAACUAAGCCUUUUUGUGGGAUUUUCUGCACUAAAGUACACUGUUUGCCUAUAUAUUUGAAAUAUUUUUUAUUUGUAUAGUUUUUAAUGUUAUUAAUGCUGUUUUUAUUUAUUAAUAGGUCUUGAUUAUGUAUAUCUUAGCAAUGUAACUUUUUGGGUGAAGACUUGAACAGUUGGUUAAAGAUCUGGUCUACUCUUCAAUAAAAAAAAUACAUAUGA
Molecule: messenger RNA, 6629 nt
Organism: Xiphias gladius (swordfish)
Lineage: Eukaryota; Metazoa; Chordata; Actinopteri; Istiophoriformes; Xiphiidae
Gene: tiam2a
Product: TIAM Rac1 associated GEF 2a
Exons: 27
Coding region: 415-5655 (1746 amino acids)
Biological process (GO): positive regulation of axonogenesis; activation of GTPase activity; small GTPase-mediated signal transduction
Cellular component (GO): membrane; synapse
Molecular function (GO): protein binding; guanyl-nucleotide exchange factor activity
Source: RefSeq, a predicted model, not a curated record